This is a messenger RNA of Cyprinus carpio (common carp), 1812 nucleotides long. RefSeq names its product cyclin O. Gene Ontology annotation, molecular function: cyclin-dependent protein serine/threonine kinase regulator activity. Gene Ontology annotation, cellular component: nucleus; cyclin-dependent protein kinase holoenzyme complex; centrosome. The record is from RefSeq and is a predicted model, not a curated record. Gene Ontology annotation, biological process: regulation of cyclin-dependent protein serine/threonine kinase activity; mitotic cell cycle phase transition. Lineage: Eukaryota; Metazoa; Chordata; Actinopteri; Cypriniformes; Cyprinidae.
GACACCUGCAGCAGCUCCAGUGGGACUGUUGUCAUGGUGACGCGUGUACGCGGGCUGUGAAGCGCCCUAAAGUGCGCGCUAAAACACCCGGGAAAGACCCCGUUUACAAGCACCAGUUCACCUGACAACACCGCACUCGACUGAGACACUGCACGCUACAGCGGGAUGAUGAUAAUGAGGGGAAAUCUUUCAGUACAACGUCCAUUUCAGCAGUAGAGCAUCUCAUGUGCGGCUGUUAAAGGGAACGGAGUUUGUUUCUUCAGAGAUGUCUGCGCUGAGUGACUCUGGCUUUGAGGAAGAUCUCCACACUUCUCCAGCAGCGGCUUCAAGGGUCAGACUGACCUCAGACCUGCAGGAGUGUGACUAUGAAGAGAGCUGCUUCAUCAUCCAGAGACACAGUGAACUGCAGUUUCUGGCGCAGAACUGCCUCGCGCGACAACCGCAGAUUACAGCAGAGGCUCGCAGUAAACUGGUGAGCUGGCUCAUAGCGGUACACAGACAGCUCAAACUGUCUUUUGAAUCAUGCUGCUUGGCUGUUAAUAUCAUGGACCGUUUCCUGAUCACAACCUCAGUAGCUGCAGACUGUUUCCAAUUACUGGGAGUGACAUCUCUGCUGAUCGCCACAAAACAGGUUGAAGUGUAUUCGCCUCGCAUCACACAGCUUCUGUCGCUUUGCUGCAAUUCUUUUUCCAGAGAACAGCUGUGCAAUCUUGAGUGCCUGAUCCUUCUCAGACUCAAUUUCAGACUGGCUGCACCUACCCUUGCUUUCUUUCUGGACUAUUUCACCAGUCGCACUACUGGAUGUCAGACUGAUGAAGCCAUGGAUAAGAUGGUCACUACACAGGAUAAAAAUGUAUGGAAGGAGCCUGAGAAGAAGUGGAAAUGGUUGGCAUGCAAAGUCUGUGAACUGAGUUUGGCUGACUACACAUUUAACAAGUAUAUGCCUUCUGUGAUUGUGCUGUGUGCUAUGAAAGUUGCAAAAGAUCUGCUGAAGAUUCAUUCAGUGCAGCCCAUAGACAACAAUGCUGGCUCAUCACAAACACUGGAGUCUUUCUGUUUUCAAGAGUUUCCAACAUUUGAAGCUCAGCUUUUGUUUCAGCAAUGCACAGAAGAUCUGAAAUUGUUAGUUUCUCUUAAUCAAGAUGCAGUCCAGGACUGCAUAUCAUUAUAAAUCAUUAUAUUAGUUCAUUCCAUAAAACGAUCACAUUGACAGUUUGCUAAAACUUACUUAAGUAAUUCACCUGAAGAAAGUUAGCAAAAAAUGCAGAUACUGAAGUGACUGAAUUUUUGCUAUGAAUUUCUCUAUUACAGGGGACCUAUAAUACACAUAAAACAACUUGUAAUGCAGUCAAGCAGUAUUUAUCCCAAAAUUUAUUUAUGCAAAAGUAAGGUUUUAUUUUAAAUGUAUGUGUAUGUAGAAUCCAACUUUUUGAAUUUCUGUUUGUAAAAUUAAAUUGCAAUUCAUGAAAAAAGCAGAACUGAGAGAAUAGCAUGUUUGGAGUCUUUUGGUCAGUAAAGUGUCUUGCAGGCUUGAUGUUAAAAUGAAUCAGGUUCUGAAAGCUCAUAACAUUGGGCUGAGGGAAUCAUCUUUUUAUAUUUGUGCGAUUAUGGGAUUGACUGAUCAACUGUGGGAAUUAAAACAAGAGUAGAAGCUGUAUGUUUAAUGAAAUCUUACAGAUUUCUUCAUUAAAAUGGUAAUAAAUACAUUUUUAAAGGGGAACAGAUUUGGAGAAAUGUAGCAUUAGAUCACUUGCUCACCAAUGGAUCUUCUGCAGUGAAUGGGUGCCGUCAGUAAGAGAAUCCACAAGUAAU